Messenger RNA from Bipolaris victoriae FI3, 2049 nucleotides. RefSeq lists its product as hypothetical. The coding region runs from base 1 to 2049 and encodes 682 amino acids. The record is from RefSeq and is a predicted model, not a curated record. Gene Ontology annotation, molecular function: chromatin binding. The transcript has a single exon. Gene Ontology annotation, cellular component: nucleolus. NCBI's taxonomy places the organism in Eukaryota, Fungi, Ascomycota, Dothideomycetes, Pleosporales, Pleosporaceae. Gene Ontology annotation, biological process: DNA replication initiation.
AUGUCCCGCGUUCCGGCUGCCAAGCGAAGAAGAUUGUCGCCGCCCGAGGAUGGAGAGCGCGGUAACGGAACGACGAUUGAUCACAAGGCGACGUUCUUGAAGAAUGCGGCGAAAUGGGAUUUGGAGCAGGACUACGAGACGCGGCCGCGCAAAUUGAAGAAGCAGAAGGAAAACAAGAAAUUGCCUGUCAGGGCAGCAGAAGGUUGGGUAGCGCCGCAGCCGACUGUGGAGGACAUCAAGGAGGAGGAAGACUCGGACAGCUUUCUAGGGUCGGGCAGCGAGGAUGAGGUAGAUGAGGGCACCGACGACGAAGAAGAAGUGGAGGAGAAAAAACCAAAGAUACCAGCGCGACAACAAAUACUAGAGGCGAAAGAGGAACUUGCUCGGAUAGCAAGUCUGAUCAACGAGGAUCCAGAGGAGCACAUUGGAGCAUUGAAGACAUUACAAGCGCUUGCCGACUCGGAAAACUUCACGGUCAAAAAACUGGCACUAGCGACGCAAGCCUCGAUUUUCAAGGACAUCAUCCCCGGAUACAGGAUACGCCCGCUGUCCGAGGAGAAGAUGCAGGAGAAGAUCUCAAAGGAAGUCAAGAAACUGCGGCAAUUCGAGCAGAAGCUCGUGUCAGGUUACGAGACUUAUGUUAAGCAUCUAGCGAAACUGGCAAAGGCGAGUGGAUCGGAUAAAGAGCAGGUUGCUAGUCUGGCUACUGUCGCUGUGAGUUGCGCGUGUAAUCUGCUGAAUUCAGUACCGCACUUCAACUUUCGCAGCGAGCUACUCAAGAUUCUGGUUGGCAAGCUGAGUACGAGGAAAGUCGAUGCAGACUUUGUGCGGUGUAGAGAGGCUAUGGAGAAGGUGUUUGAAAACGACGAGGAUGGCAAUGUCUCGUUAGAGGGUGUUACCAUGCUGACCAAGAUGAUGAAGAGUCGGAACUAUCACUUUGAUGAGAGUGUGCUGAACACUUUUCUGCAUCUUCGUUUGCUUUCCGAGUUCGCGCAGAAGGCCUCUUACCAUUCUGUAGACAAGGCGGAGGAGCCAAUGGUCAAUGGCAAGAAGCAGAAGCAGAAGCGCGAGUUUAGGACGAAGAGGCUGCGGAAGGAGUUGAAAGAGAAGAAGGCUAUUGAGAAAGAAUUCAAGGAGGCUGAUGCUGCUGUUAGCCACGAGGAGCGUGAUCGGAUGCAAGCCGAGACGCUCAAGAUGGUAUUCGUGGCAUACUUCCGAAUCCUCAAGGCCCGCUCAGCAAAGCUCAUGGGCGCCGUGCUCGAAGGCCUAGCACGAUACGCACACCUGAUCAACCAAGACUUCUUCGGCGACAUUCUCGAAGCACUACGCGACAUCAUCGCGACCGCUGAACUCACAGCUGCAGCCGCCGCCAUGGACGACGAUGACGACGCCUCCGAAGACGACGACAACGAAGCCCCCGAGCGCAACCUCACGCGCGAAUCCCUCCUCUGCGUCAUCACCGCCUUUGCCCUCCUCGAAGGCCAAGAAGGCGCAAAAACCGCCUCAGCCCUCAAACUCGACCUUAGCUACUUCAUCACUCACCUCUACCGCACCCUGCAUCCUGUCGCACUCAACCCAGACAUCGAGCUCAGCUCCAAAUCGCUUCAUUUGGCCGAUCCCACCGCCGGCACCUCGCACGCCGACACAGCAAAGAUCAACGUCCAAACCACCAUCGUCCUCUUAAUCCGCUCUCUCUCUUCCGUUUUACUGCCUGCAACUUCCAUCCGCGCCGUGCCCCCUCUGCGUGUCGCAGCCUUUGCAAAACAACUCAUGACCAUUUCCAUGCACCUUCCUGAGAAAUCCUGCGUCGCCAUGCUCGGCCUGCUGAACCGCAUUGCAAAGACGCACGGUAAGAAGGUGGCGCCGCUGUGGAAUACGGAGGAGAGACGUGGCGACGGCGUGUUUGAUCCCCUGAAGCCGGAGAUCGAGGGAAGUAACCCUUUUGCGGGGACGGUGUGGGAGGGGGAGAUUCUGAGGAGGCAUUUUGCGCCCGCUGUGAGGGAGGCGGUGAAGGGGGUUGAGAAGAAUGUUGUUGAGGCGACGAAGUGA